This is a messenger RNA of Monodelphis domestica (gray short-tailed opossum), 7635 nucleotides long. It is a transcript of the gene DMBX1, whose product is annotated as diencephalon/mesencephalon homeobox 1. The record is from RefSeq and is a predicted model, not a curated record. Lineage: Eukaryota; Metazoa; Chordata; Mammalia; Didelphimorphia; Didelphidae. Gene Ontology annotation, molecular function: RNA polymerase II transcription regulatory region sequence-specific DNA binding; DNA-binding transcription factor activity, RNA polymerase II-specific. Gene Ontology annotation, biological process: regulation of transcription by RNA polymerase II.
AUGCAGCACUACGGCGUGAAUGGCUACUCUCUGCAUGCCAUGAACUCUCUCAGUGCCAUGUACAACCUCCACCAGCAGGCAGCCCAGCAGGCCCAGCAUGGGCCUGAUUAUAGACCCUCUGUGCAUGCUCUCACCCUGGCAGAGAGGCUGGCCGGCUGUACAUUUCAAGACAUCAUCUUGGAGGCCCGCUAUGGCUCUCAGCACCGAAAGCAGCGCCGCAGCCGCACGGCCUUCACGGCCCAGCAGCUCGAGGCCCUGGAGAAGACCUUUCAGAAGACUCACUACCCGGACGUGGUGAUGCGGGAGCGACUGGCGAUGUGCACCAAUCUGCCGGAGGCCCGAGUACAGGUGUGGUUCAAGAACCGAAGGGCCAAGUUCCGCAAGAAGCAGCGGAGCCUGCAGAAGGAGCAGCUUCAGAAACAGAAGGAGGCCGAGGGCGGGCACGGGGAGGGCAAAGCUGAAGUCCCUAACCCGGAUGCCCAGGCCCCCGGCCUGCCCGAGUCUGAGCAGUCCUGUACUCUGUCUGGAGAGCCCUCCACUGAACUACACCUGACCCUGUCUGAACAGUCAGCUGGUGAGUCAGCCCCCGAGGACCAGGCUGACCGGGAGGAGGAAGAGGAGGAGGUGGUACGGGGAGCCACCGAGCAAGGCAAGACCGAGAAGAGCCCAGGCCUGGAGGGCAAGGGCUUCAGCUGCAAGAGGAGCAGCCCCAAAGCAGACUCACCGGGCGGCACAGCCUCUGCCCCCCUGCCGCCGCAGACCUCGGGAGCUGGGGCCGGCGGCGGCGGCGGCAGCGUCCUGGGACCCUCUCACUCCUACUCAUCGUCGCCGCUCAGCCUCUUCCGUCUGCAGGAGCAGUUCCGCCAGCACAUGGCGGCCACUAACAAUCUGGUGCAUUACUCGUCCUUCGAGGUGGGAGGCCCGCCGCCCCCAGCCGCUGCCGCCGCCGCCGCCGCUGCAGCAGCCGCCGCCGCCGUGCCCUACCUGGGUGUCAACAUGGCACCGCUGGGCUCCCUCCAUUGCCAGUCCUACUACCAGUCGCUGUCGGCCGCAGCUGCCGCGGCCCACCCGGGCGUGUGGGGUUCUCCGCUGCUCCCCGCGGCCCCCGGCGGCCUGGGGCCCCCGCCGCCCCCUCCGCCCGCAGCCGCCGCCGCAGCAGCAGCCGCUGCGUCGGCAGCGCUGAACAGUAAGACAAGCAGCAUCGAGAGCCUGAGGCUCCGGGCCAAGCAACACGCAGCCUCCCUGGGACUGGACACGCUGCCCAACUGAGCAGUGUGUCCCCAGGAAGGCGGGUCUCCUGCCCUGGCCCAUCCCCUGCCCCCGAGGUCGGUCCAAAGCCGCGGAUCAACCUCUCCAGUCCGUCUAGUCCCAGGCGGUAGGGAAGGGACGAGACGGAACUGGAGGCCUAGGGCGGCCUGCAGCCCCAUCCCAGCCCCGUUCCUCCGGAGUCUAGGGCCAGGUCCCCUCCACACCUCCCACCCCAAUACCUUCCUGGCCCCUGUCAAGCACCCACGCCAGGCCGAUCCCCGCCGCCGCCUCAGUGACGGGGACAGGGGAAGGGGGGGGGGCUGCGGGGCGGAGGUGAAGGCUGCACCUGCUGCACCCCUGCAUGGCCCUAGGAGGAAGCUGAUGUGGGGUGAGGGGAGGGCGGGAGGAAGGAAAUCUGUCUCUCCCCCGUGAACUCAACUUCCCCCACCCCCGCCCUUGACAGCCCUAAAGGAGGAGCACCAGACUCCUACCUCGUCCCUGUCUCCCUCCCUUCGUAACUGGAUGUGUGGAAUGUGAUAUAAAUAUAAAGAUAUAAAGAUCUAUUUUGUUUCCCCGCCCCUCCCGCCAUUCCUCUCCCGGCCUCCCCAAGAUUCCCCAGCGUUGGCACCCUGUCCCUCUGACUCUAUCUGUUUUCUGGCUGUGUCUCGGUGGGGUGUCUGUCCCACUCUCCUCUAUCCCCUUCUAACGUCCCAAAGUCAUGUCCACCUAGCUUCAGGCGAUUUGGCUGGGUUCUGGAUUUCUUCUCUGCCUGACCUUUCCUUUUCUCCCUCUGCUCAUGUCUGUCCCCCUCCCCUCCCCCUUAGCUCUCAUCUCUCUCCCUCUAUCUCUGUCUCUUCCUCCCUGUUUUUUUUUUUUUCUUUCAGUCGCAGACUCUCAAGACUCUCAGAACCAAAAGGAACUGAAGGAGUCAUACAGUACCAUAUGGACAGGAGGAGGAUGCUUGGGUUCUGGAGCUUCUUUAGUCAUGCCACCUUUGUUUGAAGACCUCCAGGAACAGGAAGCUCAUUACCUCCAGGGGCAGUGCACUGUACUUUGGGGCAGCUCUUUCUUCUCUGUCUGUUUCUCAAAGUCAUCUCUUUCCUUCUGUUUUUUUCCCCUCGACCUCUGUUUCCCUUUUGGUCUCUCUCCUUCAUUCUCUUCUCUUUCACUUACCUCACCACUCACUUCCUCAGUUUCCCCAUAUGGCAAAUAUGGACCUACCUGCCUGUGUUGCCCCCUGUCCCACAACUAUUGAGCUUCACUUUUGUUUAUGCUUGUGCUAUUUUUUGAAUUCUCCCCUUUCCAACCCAACCCCAUUUCCCCCAGCCAGGGUCACUAGCCCACCCCACCCCAUUCUACCCCCUGAAACCUUAGCAUCUGGUGUGACUGUUGUGUCAGGAAAGGAGACCUGAGCAGGAGGAAAAAAUAACCACUUCUGAGAAAGCUGUGCUCCUCUUGGUUAAUUUUCCUGAGCAGGAAGUAGUGGCAAAGUCACUUCCUGUGUCUCAAAGAGAAUUCUAGUGGCAGAGUUGGAAGGGACCUUCGAGACCAUUUUUCUCACCCCUUCAUCUUACAGAUAGAGAAACUGGGGCCUAGAAAAGACAAGGGGCCUGCUCAGGGUCACAUAAUGCCAAAGCCAAAAGGAACCUAUGAGAGAGAACAUUAGCUUCAUUCACAGAUGGUUAGAAUGGGACCCAAGGAUGACAUAAAGAAAUUCCUCCCCCAGAGCAGAAACUGAGCUCUUCUUUUCCAUUUAGUUGGGAGGUCUUAGAGUGAGGUAGGAGGGGCACUGAAAGAUUUUGUUUGAAGUGGGGUUGGGUGGGCAGGGACUGGACACCAGCCUGACAUGACCUGAUUUGACUCAGCUCAGCCAAUAAGGCCUGGAGCUUUUCUGUUCUUCUUUAACUCCCAGAACAGGGAAGCACACAUUCUUUUAAGGCCUGGGUGAUCCUGGGCAGAAAUACUUUCCAGAACUGAAGAGCAGGAAACCUACAGUUCUAAGAUGUAGGAUCUCCCUGAGAAUAGGGAUGAGACUAGGACUGAAGUAUCUGUCCUCAGAAAAGAAGUAUUAAAAAGCAAGAAAACAAAUAGACCCCUUCUCCAAAACUGGAUGGGAAUGAUCUCUCCCACUCCUUAUAGAGAGUGGUGAUGGAGUGGGAAUUCUAAAUGUUUGGACCUUUGGGGGACAGCUUUUAUUUCCAAACAGGGAACUUAGACAUCACUUUUGGUGGAAAUCAAUCAAAUCUUGCAUUUGUUUAGGUUUUAGUUCUCAAAAUGAAUGGCUUUAAUGAGAACUUCUGCCCUAACUGCUAACAGGGAAGAAAGAGGGAAAACAGAAGCUUGACUUCUAGCUCCUAGUUCAGGGAACCUGAGGCCAGCUGGGUAAGCACUCAGCUCCAAGUGAUGCCAUGGCAGGUCUAGGAUCCACAGUUCCAUCUAGCUUUGACAGCUUAAUCAUUGUGUGACCUUGGCAGCUUUCUUGCCCUCUUGGCCAUCUGUAGAAUGAAGGGGGGACCUUCUAUCUUAAUGAUCCCAUAUUUACUUGUGUUUCCAUAGUUCUGAUGGAGGGCAGAAGCCUUUAAUUAGAGAAAUGAGCAAUUGACCCUAGAAACAGACAGCUAACUAGAAGCAGGAUCCAUUGAUUUGAAGAUAGAUGGAGCUAGGUUUUUGGCCAUGACCCAUAUGUAUAAAAUGUAUGCACUGACAGGAUGCUGAUGGGGACUAGACUCUCUCAGACCAAGGUGUGAGUGUUUUUCUGCAGAAGAGAACUCCUGAAUUUCAUCCCUGCCUCCCCAGAUGCCUCUGGGUCAUCAGGGACUCCUGUUCUUUCCCAGACUUCAGGAAUCUGCCUCUAGCUUUCUUGGGAACACCUUUAUCCUCCUGUUAGCCCGCAGAACCUGCUGGAGCUAGUCUGUCACCAUAAAAUCAUGCAGAAGGCACUGAAUUUGGAGUCUGAGGAUCUGGAUGGGAAUCACAACUCUGAAUGACCUUGAAUAUGUCCUACUCACUCUUUAGGCCCCUGGUUGUUCCUUUGGGGAAAAAAGAGAAAGAGUUAGAUUAAAUGGUCCUUCAAGGUUCUUCCAUCUCUAAAGUUGAUGAUCCUCCGAUGGCACCCUGAUGGCCUAGGAAGCUUGUGAGAAGUCCUGGAGCUAUUCCUCAAGGACCUUUCCUCUUUGCCCUCUUUCCAUCUCAAUUUCCUAAAAUUGGGAUCCCCCUCCUGGUCCAGAGUCUUGAAAACCCUGAGUAAGCUUUGCUUGAAUCCUCCUCUAACCAUUCUGCCAAAAGCCAGCAGAAAGCCUGGGUCUGAGUAUAUGUUUCUCAUCCGUGCCAUUCCUGCUGGCCAGGGCUAGCAGAAUUGGCCCCUCCUCUCUUGGAAUAUGGAGAGGAAGAGUGACUAUAGGCUUGGGAUAGGGUUGACUUCUCUUUAUUCGAAGCUGGUGUUGCUGAAUGUGUAUUAUCCAAGAUCCCUUGAUUUCUUCCUUCUCCCUUCCUAUACCCUGUCUCAGGCUUCCUCCCUGAUCCAACCAUCCCAACUGGCUCAGGAGAGGGAAGUUUGGGAAAAGAAGGAGGGUUGGUUGGAGCCCCUGGAAUGGGUAGGGUUUAGGGAGGAAAUCUAUUUCUAUGAGGAAGUUGGUCUGCUUCCUCUGAUCCUGUGCCCCUUGUUUAGUCAAGAAUGGGAUUUCCUAUAGGAAUCGUGGGAAGAGAUCUUAGAGUGGGGAAUCUUUAACUUCUCACUUUCCAGGAGUCCAGGGAUAAAUUUCAGAAGGUCUGGGAACUUGGAUGGGGAAAAACAUGUCUUUAUUUUACAUCCCACUAUUUCCUUUAAUUAUUUUAAAAUGUUGUUCUGAGGAGUCUACAGACUUCAUGAGAGCACCCAAGAGGUGCGCAUUAGUUUAAAAAAAGGGAGGAAUUCCUUACUUCAAAACCAUCCAAUACAACCCUCUCAAUUUACAGGGAAGCAAACUGAGGUUCACAAAGAGACUGAGACUCAAUUGAAAUCAAGCACACCUUAAAUAGCAGAUCCAGUCUUCUUUUGUAGGUUCUGGUCAUAGAGGGAAGAAAGGUUGCCUGGACUUCCUGGGUUGUUUAGUGAAUCAGUUUGGCUAACAGGUGCUCUCAUUCUCUUUGCCCCCUCCAUCCAUCAAGGAACACAUCUUUCCUGAGUUUCUUCCAGUGUCCAUGCUCAUGACCUGCCCCACUGGAGAUGGAUUAAUGGAAUGGGGGUGAAGGGGGAGUGUAGACCAGAGUCUUGACCUGUAGGAGUACCCAGGCUGAUGGGGAAUAUCAGAAGAUCCUUCCGGGAGCAGAGGCUAAGCUAGCAAAGAUUCUGGCUAGACUAGCAGGUCUUUGGGACCUCAGAGGAGGGAGUGAUCAUUGACUGAUCUGGUCAGGGGAGGCUGAUAGGGGCAAGUGGGCAUGCAGCUGUGCCCAGAAGGACAGGGAUAAUUUGGAUAAGCAGAGGGGGGAAGGAAAAGGGUGUUCAGGGAAUGAGGAACAGCUUGUGCAAAGAUAUAGAGGCAGGACAGAGGCUUCUGGAUUGGUGAGGAAUCUGCCUGGCUGGAACAGAGGGUGAGUAAAAUGAAUUUAAGGAAUGAAAUACUGGGAAGAGAGGUUGGGACUAGCUGGUAGCAGGCCUUGAGGGCCAGGAUGGUGAGUAUAUUCCAUAGGCAAUGGAAAGCACCCCGAGGUGUCUGAGGAAUGGAGUGAUAUGGGCAGAACGAGAUUUAAGGAAGAUAAUUUGGGCAGCAUGUGGAGGUGGGAGGGCAGAAUCUUUGCUUUUAGAUCCUCAGGGCCUUGUACAUUGGAGAUGCUCAAUAAAUGUCUGUUGAAUCCCAUGUCCUUUAACCAAAUCCAGAAGCUGGAGUUAGAGAGUCCAGACUGUAGGUUUGCAUCCUCUGGCCUUUCCUUCCUACCUAGUUUCCCACUGAGAGUUGUGGUGUGUGUGUGUAGAAAUAGUAGCCCAGAAGUGGGGACUUCAGGAGCCAGCCUGGAGCUUUGGGAGAAGAGGGAAGGCCUAGUUCAUAGGUAGCCCAAGUCAAUAUGCUGAGUUUUCAGGAUCUCAGCUUCUGCCCCCCAGGAGCCUCUGAUCCAAGUAACCAGUAGUCCUCGUUCCUCCAAACUCCUGACCUCCACCUCUGAAAGCUCAGAAAAGAUCCAAGAGACUAGGAACCCCCCCAGGGCAAGAUCCAGGUUCUGAUGUCAGUAGAUUAAUCACCUUACCUCAUCCCAGGGAUGGCUUCUCAGGGAAUGAAGAUCAGAGAGACCACUAAGGCAGUAACUUACUUAGAGGUAAGGAUUCCAAUGAAUCCAAGGAUUCCAAUUCCUGGCCUAACUCAGACCAGAUUCAAACCUCUGGCCUUGUAGGCCUGGGUUCUCCUUUCCCAUGUCCCAACUCAAUUCAAUUAGUUUUCCUAGUCUUGGACCUAGACUCACUUGGGCUCAGAAUCAAGCUUAUUUGAACUCCCUCCUCUGGGAAGAGGAGGGGAGACCCUAGACCCAUAUUGGUGAACCCAUGGCAUUCAUGCCAGAGGGAGUUGCUCCCUUCCCCUUCUCCACUGGACCUGAGAACAUUUCUGUCAUCACCCACUCCCCUGUCUGGGGUGAGGGGGUUACUCACAUACAGUGUGAGGGUUGCAGUUUGGGCACUCGGUCUUGAAAAGGUUUGACAUCACCAUCCUAGACCCUGACCUGGCACAUAACUCCCCCAUAGGCAGAGGAGAUACAUAUAUACAUAAAUGUGUUUAUAUGGGGAGGAGAGAGAGAGAGAGAGAGAGAGAGAGAGAGAGAGAGAGAAGAAGAAGAAGAAGAACUGGAAGACUAUCUGGCAAUCCUAUCCCCCAGCAACUGUCCUGAGUGUAUAUGGGUUGCUAUCUUUGAUCCCAAGUUCCCAAGUAAAGGAACCAUAUUCCCAUAUUCCCUGCUCAGCUACCAUCCUAGUCUCCUGAUAUAUCCUUCUUGGGUCUUUUUCCUUAGCUCUGCCUUUCCCCUUGCCUCCCACUUUGGUCCAGUGGAGUAAAACUAGACUCCAGGUGAUACCCAGGAGACCAUCUCACCCUAGAUACUUGUGAACCUCCAGACUUUUCCUUCCCCAACCCUAAAGUCCCUUGGCUGGUGGGCUGUACAAACUGCUGUAAAAACUGCUGUUGUGUGACAAUGUGUGCUUAGAGAUCAUGGCCUUCCCAUGGCCAAGACACUGUAAGGUACAAUAUUUAUUUAUUCUGUUAGUUGAAAAACCAGAUCCCAGGCACGUGCCCUUGCCACUGGCCCUCCUGCUGGGCUCCCAUGUGCCGCAUGCCGCUUGCUCUGUGCUGUGUCUUAUCUAUCUGUCUGUCCAGCUUCCUGUGACCUUGUGGCUGUUUUUCAUACUCCAUAAAUAAAAGGCAAAAG